AUGAAUUAUACUCUACAGCAACAAGAAUCUGAAGCUAGGAGGAAGUAUAUGGAGAUGCAUGAAGCUAGAAUUAGCUUCAUCAAACAGAGAGUGAAGCAGGAUUGGAUAAGUAGUGGAGAUCAGAAUAGUAGAUACUUCCAUGCUUGCCUAAGGAAGAGAAGAAUUCAUAAUCAGAUUUGUAGAAUCCAGGAUAUGAAUGGAGUAUGGCAGGAAAAGCAGGAAAAUAUUGAAGAAGCUUUCAUUCAAUAUUAUAAGGAGUUACUGGGUAAAACUUAUACACCUGAGGAUAAAGUCAGCAAGACAAUCAUCAAAGAGGGCCCUAUGUUCGAUGAUAUUCAAAGGCAGGGGCUGUGUGAGAGAUUUACUAUGAAGGAUGUGAAGAAUGCAUUCUGGGAUAUUGAUGAUAACAAGAGCCCAGGGCCUGAUGGGUACAGAUGUAAGUUUUUUAAGGAAGCUUGGCCAUGCAUAGGAGAAGAUGUAAGUCAAGCCAUCCUUAAUUUCUUUCAAUCUGGAAAAAUGCUGAAACAAAUAAAUGCUACAAAUUUGUGCCUUAUACCUAAGAUAGAACAACCUAUCAAUGUCUCCUAA
Beta vulgaris subsp. vulgaris (sugar beet) is the source of this 588-nucleotide messenger RNA. RefSeq lists its product as uncharacterized. The coding region runs from base 1 to 588 and encodes 195 amino acids. The transcript has a single exon. The record is from RefSeq and is a predicted model, not a curated record. Lineage: Eukaryota; Viridiplantae; Streptophyta; Magnoliopsida; Caryophyllales; Amaranthaceae.